Molecule: messenger RNA, 9373 nt
Organism: Erinaceus europaeus (western European hedgehog)
Lineage: Eukaryota; Metazoa; Chordata; Mammalia; Eulipotyphla; Erinaceidae
Gene: HIVEP1
Product: HIVEP zinc finger 1
Exons: 10
Coding region: 666-8750 (2694 amino acids)
Biological process (GO): regulation of transcription by RNA polymerase II
Cellular component (GO): nucleus
Molecular function (GO): DNA-binding transcription factor activity, RNA polymerase II-specific; RNA polymerase II cis-regulatory region sequence-specific DNA binding
Source: RefSeq, a predicted model, not a curated record
CCUGUCCUGCGGCGACCGGGCGGGGAGUAGCGGCCUGAGCGAGGGAGGCGCGGUCACGGGCCCGCCCAGUUGGGGAGACCCGGGGCUCCUGGCUCUCCUGGAGCCCGAGGCCAGGGCCCGGGCGGGGGCCGUCCACCCCGCCCGGGCCCCAGAGCCCCCCUGGCAGUCGCGGCCCACCCUGCGGGGCCUGGGCACCUGGGGUGACCCCCGCCCCCCGCCGGGAUCGCCCCUUCCCCUCCCCUCCCCCCCUCGGCUCCGCUCUCCUCCCCCGCCUGCGCGCUGCAGCCGCGGCCUCCCCGCCUUCCGCCCCCGGGGAUCCCCUGCCGCCCCGCCCACCCGCGGGAAAGCCUGCGACCUUCGCCCUCCCUCCCCGAGCCGCCCGGCCCGCGCUCCUCGCGUCGCCCCUAAAGACGCUAAACGUGCCCAACUCUGCCCCGGGGAGAGACUUGAUGUCUAGAACAGUGCUUGCUCCUGGUACAGGAAAAAGAAAAACUCUGGAAAAACAUCUUCCUUUGAUAACUAAGUGCUAAACCUUGAAAUACUUCUUACUUCCUACUUACAGCACAUGGAUUAAUUGAUGGACAUUGGGUUUAUGGAGUUUCCUAGUUGUGACCUGCUCUUCCUACAGUUUCUGAAAAGCAAAAGGGACCCCAGAAUCAAAGAAGAUGCCUCGAACGAAGCAGAUCCAUCCCAGAAAUCUAAAAGAUAAAAUUGAAGAAGCACAAAAAGAACUUAAUGGGGCAGAAGUUUCAAAAAAAGAGAUCUUAGAAGUUGGUAUUAAAGGAGCUUCAGAAUCACUUAAAGGUGUGAAACGCAAAAAGAUUGUAGCUGAGAGUCACCUGAAAAAAAUACCCAAAUCUCCACUAAGAAACCCUCUUCAAGCAAAACAUAAACAAAAUACAGAAGAGUCAUCUUACACUGCUCUUCGUAGUGCUUCAGAGCAUCAUAAGAAGCAGAAUUAUAGUUCUGUAAAGAAUGGGAAGCAGUUUACCAAGCAAAAUGGAGAGAUACCUGGGAUGCUUGCUGAAACUUCUAAAUUAGAUGAAUCUGUCUCCCCCCAAAAGCCCUUGCUUUUGCAACACUCAUCUGAACUGUGUGGAUGGAGGUUAGAAGACUCCGACCCUACCAAGUUAAACUUCUUAAAUGAAAAAUGUGACUCAAAUUCUUUGUCUGGUCAAACCAGGACUGACCAUAGUGAAUGUAAUUCCUCUAAUGGUAGUACUACUUCCUCCUCGUAUAUAAACACCGCAUUUGAUGUCUUAUUGAAAGCAAUGGAGCCAGAAUUGAGCACUUUGUCACAGAAGGAUUCAUCUUGUGCAGUUCAAAUAGAAAAACUGAGACCAAAUAAAACUGAACAAACCCCUUCUCAGUUAAAAAGCAGCUCAAUGGGUGCACCUGAUGAUGUGACUUCACAAGAAGUUAUUUCUGAAUCACAGACUCCCUGUACCUCAUAUGCAGCACAUGAGUCCACUCCUCAGAACAAGCAAGCAGUUCAGUCUGUUUCUCAUUCUUAUAAUCAACAUGAACACUUUGUUUCUAAUCAACUUAAUCAACACCUUCCAGCAUAUUCAGGUUUCAACAGAUCGCUGGCCAAUCUGCAAAAUCAAGAGAACACCAAACUUGAACAAAUUUGUAAUAUAGUAGUAACAUCAUCAGUAGCUCUAAGUUCACCUUUCAGUAGAACUCAGGUUAUUCCUCAAAACCAGCAAAUGGAUUCUGUUUCGCCUAUGUCAAUAAGUUCAACCUUUUCUACACAGUCGUCCCCCACACCUGUUUAUAAUUCAAUCCCUGUCGCCUCUGUUGUCAAUCACAGUGUAGAACAAAUGUGCAAUCUUUUCCUGAAAGAUCAGAAGCCAAAAAAGCAAGGAAAAUAUAUUUGUGAGUACUGCAAUAGAGCUUGUGCAAAACCUAGUGUACUUUUAAAGCAUAUCCGCUCCCACACUGGAGAGCGACCCUAUCCCUGUGUGACCUGUGGAUUUUCAUUUAAAACUAAAAGUAAUCUGUACAAGCACAAAAAAUCCCAUGCACAUACUAUAAAACUUGGUCUUGUCUUACAGCCAGAUGCUGGUGGUUUGUUGUUGUCACAAGAGUCCCCCAAAGCACUUAGUAUUCAAUCGGACGUAGAGGACAGUGGGGAAAGUGAUGAAGAGGGCAAUGCUGAUGAAAAACAGAAUGGCCCAGGCUCCAUGGACCUACAGCCUGUGCAGAUAAUGAAAACAAUACCAAACUCUGAAGUUUUGCCAAAAUCAAAUUCCAUUCCAAGUAGUAUAGAUCCCAUGGCAUGUGAUGUUUCACUGCAGGACAAAUCUUCAGAGUCACAAGCUCUACCUGAAUUACCAAAAGUCGUGGUUCAUCCUGUCAGUAUGUCCCCUUUAAGAGCUGAGACCCCUAAGGUAAUGGAUCCCAAGCCUGGUCUCGCUAAACAGAAGGAGCUUCAGGUAACCAAUGUACUGUCCCAUCCAGCCUGGACAUCCUCUCUAGAGACUAGUGAGAAGCCCCAUCAGAAAGGGGACAUGAAUCAGCCAGAAGGAAAGCAGGAAUCUCAUGUAGGGACAGUACAUGCCCAGCUACAAAGGCAGCAAGCUACUGAUUACUCCCAAGAGCAACAAGGAAAACUUCUGAGUCCUCGAAGUCUAGGAAGUACUGAUUCUGGUUACUUUUCACGCUCUGAAAGUGCUGAUCAAACAGUGAGUCCACUAACUCCUUUUGCCAGAACGUUGCCCACCAUAGAACAGGACUCAAGUAAGAGCAAUGGGCCCUCUGCACCUCGUGUCAAUACACCAGCACCUUCUACUUUAGCAACAGGUGAAAAAGGCCAGAUGCGCCCACCUUUAGCAACAAAAACACUUGAAGAACGAAUAUCAAAGUUGAUCUCAGACAAUGAAGCCCUUGUAGAUGAUAAACAGCUAGAUAGUGUAAAGCCACGGAGGACCUCUCUCUCACGACGAGGAAGUAUUGAUUCCCCUAAAUCAUAUAUAUUUAAGGAUUCUUUCCAGUUUGAUCUAAAACCAAUGGGGCGGAGAACAAGUUCAAGCUCUGAUAUACCAAAGUCCCCUUUCACCCCUACGGAGAAAUCAAAGCAAGUGUUUCUUUUGUCUGUACCUUCCCUUGAUUGUUUACCAAUUACACGAAGUAAUUCUAUGCCUACCACAGGUUAUUCAGCAUUACCUACAAACAUAAUACCUCCUCCUCACCCACUGAGAGGAAGUCAGUCAUUUGAUGAUAAAAUUGGAGCCUUCUAUGAUGAUGUCUUUGUGUCAGGACCUAACACACCUGUGACCCAGAGUGGACAUCCCCGUACCCUUGUCAGACAAGCAGCUGUAGAAGACUCUUCAGCAAAUGAAAAUCAUGUUCUUGGUACUGUGGAUGAGAGCUAUCAAGGAUGUGGUGCCACUAGUGAAACCAUACCAACAAGAAACAAGCCACUGACACCACACUUAGAAAAAAAGAAAUCUCAUCAAGGGCGGGGGACAAUGUUUGAAUGUGAAACCUGUAGAAACAGAUACAGAAAACUAGAAAACUUUGAGAACCAUAAGAAAUUUUACUGUUCAGAGCUACAUGGACCCAAAACAAAGGUCCCUGUGAGAGAACCAGAGCACAGCCCUGUGCCCAGCAGUACACAACCUCAGAUUCUACAUUACAGAGUUGCUGGCUCCACAGGGGUGUGGGAGCAGACACCUCAGAUAAGAAAAAGGAGGAAAAUGAAAAGUGUUGGAGAUGAUGAUGAACUUCAGCAAAAUGAAAGUGGAGCAUCUCCCAAAAGCUCUGAAAGUCUUCAGUUUCAGAAUGCUCUGAGCUCUACUUCCAGCUUACCUAAACACAGUAUCUCUAUAGCAAGUGACCAGCAGCACAGAACUAUCCAUUUGCAAAGCUCACAAAUUCACCUUGUUUCUAGAGGCCCUGACCAGACCAUGGAUCCAAAGCUGUCCACCGUAAUGGAACAGCAGAUGAGUUCAACUGCUCCAGACAAGAUGGAACUGAAGAGACACGGAACCGGAAUCUCUGUCAUCCAGCAUACAAACACACUGAGCAGACCCAAUUCAUUUGACAAGCUUGAGUCUUUUGAAAGAGGUUCCCCAGUUUCAUUCCAGGAGCUGAGCAGAACAGUACAGGCUGGGUCUCUGAAAGUAAUAGGCAUUUCCCAAGAAGAAUGUCAUCUUUCUCGGAACAUGCCUCAUCGUCCCCAAACUGGACUAUCGACCACUCUUAGAGGAGAAGGUCAGGAAGGUCCACAAAAGAUUUCAAGUGAACGACAUGUGUUAGGACAGCCCUCAAGACUUGUUCGACAGCAUAAUAUCCAAGUCCCAGAAAUUCUGGUCACAGAAGAGCCAGAUCGGGAUCCUGAAGUCCAAGGUCACGAUCAAGAAAAAUCAGAGAAGUUCAGUUGGCCUCAGCGUAGUGAAACAUUGUCGAAAUUGCCAACAGAAAAACUGCCACCCAAAAAGAAAAGGCUCCGUCUUGCUGAGAUAGAGCAUUCCUCAACUGAAUCAAGUUUUGAUUCCACUCUCUCCAGGAGUCUUAGUCGGGAGAGUAGUUUGUCACAAACUUCAAGUUUCUCAGCUUCACUAGACAUUGAAGACAUUUCUAAACCUGAGGUUUCCCCCAAAAUUGAUUUUCUAAGUAAAGCAGAAUUUAUCAUGAUGCCAGGCGGAUCUAAUACACUUAAUGUUCCAACAACUCACCGGGAAAUGAGACGUGCUGCAUCAGAACAGAUUAAUUACAUGCAAACUUUGAUGGAGGUCUCUGAUAUCAGAAGUAAAUCAUUUGACUGUGGAAGCAUAACUUCAUCCCAAACACCACUUGUUGAAAUUCAGCCUUCAACAACCUCUUCUGGCUUGGGUAUCACUGGGCACAUACCUCUCUUAGAAAGAAGGAGAGGCCCACUGAUACGACAGAUAUCUCUAAACAUUCCUCCAGAUAGUCAACUGUCUCCUCUGAACCCAUCAUCUUUCCAAACCAUUGCUGUUCCUGGAAUGAAUGCAGUCCCAUUUCAGGAGGCUCAGCUGACUAAUACAUCUUCAGCUGAAUUUCCUGCAAAUACUUCACAUGCCCAGAUUCAAAUUAAAGAUCUGCGAACUGAAAUUUCAAAUCCUAACACAACUACCAUCAGUCCUGUUCAGCAGCAAUUUUGUAUCAACUUGUUAAAACAAAUCCAUAUACCUGUUAACCAUCAAAAUAUGCAGACAGCUGUGCAAGUGUCUACCCAGAGUAUCAAACCAGAUUCAAGUCCCAGUGUAUGUGUACCUUCUAAAAGUGAGUAUUCUUUUGCUCCCAAGUACCAACUUCAGUGUCAGGUUUUCACUUCCAGCCAGCCUUGCUCUUCUGAUUCUGUGAGUGUUUUGCCAAAUCAAGUUCUUUCCGAUCCAAUUCAUACUGACCUUCCUACUUUACCAGCUAAAUUGUUAGAAACCACAUCCAAAUCAUGUCCUCUGCCACUCAGACCACUUGGUGUUCAGGUACAGAAGGUGGCCUCAUCAUUCACACUGCCUGUACAUCUGCAGGGUCAUGUUCCAGCUUACUGUUUUGCCACAGCCACCCCUCUGCCACAGAUCCUGGUGACCCAAGAUCUAUCUAGCCAAUCAGUUUGUCAGGCUAAUCUCAAUGUUUUGUCAAUCAGUGAAGAACAAAACUUUGUGCCAAAAUUGCAAAAUGAUCACCAAAAUGCUUUGCCAAGCCCAGAGGAAGAAUUUGUUUGCAAAAACAGCUUUACAGAAAUAGACUCAAACUACUCUGUAUCACAAUCCUUGCCCAUAGCCCAAAAAAUAUCUAUUGGUAGACUUUCCCCCCAACAAGAAUCUUCAGCCUCAAGUAAAAGAAUGCUUUCCCCAGCAAACAGUUUAGACAUAGCCAUGGAAAAGCAUCAGAAACGAGCAAAAGAUGAAAAUGGAGCUGUUUGUGGGGCAGAUAUUAGACCAUUAGGACCACUGAAUUCAAAAACUAAUGAAAUUAAUAAACAGAAGAAACCUGUUUUAGUGAGGCAAGUUUGUACUACAGAACCUCUGGAAGGCACAGUACUCGAAAAAGACAUUUUCUCUCAACCUGAAGUAAGUAAUGAGGCUGUUCAUUUAAUAGAUGUUUUACCAGCUGAUCAGUUGUCAUCAGGAAACUCAGAAGCUGCAGUUAUAGGACCUAUAAAAGAACGACAAGGAUUUGAAAACACCAGGUCCUCUACAUCGCUAACUCUGACAGUUAAAAAUUCACCUGUCUCUUCUGAAAAUGCUCAACUUUCUCCGGAUCAUAUAGACAGUAUCCAAGGAAGAAAGUCUCCAGGGGUUAAAAGCCAGGGUGGUAAAGUGGACAUCCAGGGACAAGGUGAACUAGCUACUACUCUUCCAGGGUUUGAUGCUGGAGACAAGCAACAGCUGUCUUUCCCUAGUCUGAAGACUACUACCAGCUUUACAUGGUGUUACCUAUUAAGACAGAAGGCACUGCACUUGCCCCAGAGUGACCAGAAAACAUCAGCCUAUACUAAUUGGACAGUAAGCAGUGGUAAUCCAAAUCCACUUGGCUUGCCUACAAAGAUUGCUCUUUCUCUUCUUAAUUCAAAGCAGAAGAUUGGAAAAUCACUCUAUUGUCAAGCAGUAACUACCCAUUCCAAAUCAGAUUUAUUGGUCUAUUCAAGCAAGUGGAAAAGCAACUUAAGCAAGAGAGCAUUAGGUAAUCAAAAGUCCACAGUAGUUGAAUUCAGCAAUAAAGAUGCCUCUGAAAUUAACAGUGAGCAAGAUAAAGAAAAUUCCUUAAUCAAAAGUGAACCAAGAAGAAUUAAAAUAUUUGAUGGAGGAUAUAAAUCAAAUGAAGAAUAUGUAUACGUCCGAGGCAGGGGAAGAGGAAAGUACAUUUGUGAAGAAUGUGGAAUACGUUGUAAGAAACCUAGUAUGCUAAAGAAACACAUACGAACUCACACAGAUGUCCGUCCCUACCACUGCACUCACUGUAAUUUCUCCUUUAAAACUAAAGGAAAUCUGACAAAACACAUGAAGUCCAAGACACAUAGCAAGAAAUGCAUGGAUUUAGGUGUCUCAGUAGGUUUAAUAGAUGAACAAGAUACAGAAGAAUCAGAUGAGAAACAAAGAUUCAGUUAUGAGAGGUCUGGAUAUGAUCUUGAAGAAUCAGAUGGCCCAGAUGAGGAUGAUAAUGACAAUGAUGAUGAUGAUGAAGACAGCCAGGCUGAAUCAGUCCUGUCUGCAGCUCCCUCUGUUACGGCCAGCCCACAGCACCUUCCUUCCAGAGGUAGCUUGCAGGACCCUGUGGGCACUGAUGAAGACAUCAGAGUUACUGAUUGCUUCCCUGGAGUGCACUCUGACCCGAUGGAUGUUCUACCUAGAGCAUUGCCUACCAAGAUGACUGUACUGAGCACAGUGCAGUCAGACUACGGUAGAAAAUCAGAGUCCCCGGUAAUAACCAGGCAGAAUGUUCCAAAAGAAGAGAAUGGGGCAACUAAUUCUGUAGACUCUACUAAGUCACUGCAAGUUUCACCCAGAUCCCCAUGUCAUCAAAUGUCAGUAGACUACCCUGAAAAUGAAGAAUUUCUAAGAAGUUCUCUGACAGGAAAAGCUAUUACUUUAACACAGAAUAUAUCAUCUGUGAGACUUCCCCCUCCUGUUACUGAAAACAACUCUCAGACAGCGGUGGGAAUUUCUUCAGUGGACUCACCUCAGCCUGACGUUCAAGAACAGAAGCAACAAAUAACUCUUCGACCAACUCCAGGACUAGCCUCUUCCCAAACUCAUUUGUUUAGUCACCUUCCUUUGCAUUCCCAACAGCCUUCAAAGACCCCUUAUAAUAUGAUCCCAGUGGGAGGAAUCCAUGUGGUACCUGCUGGCUUCACAUACUCCACAUUUGUACCCAUACAAGCUGGGCCAAUGCAACUUACGAUUCCUGCCGUCAAUGUAAUUCACAGAACUGUGACCACUCCAGGGGAUACUGGCACAGAAGUAUCUGGCACUACAAAUCCCACUGGAGUGACUGAAUUAAGUAAUGUUGUGCCAUGUAUUCCUAUUGGCCAAAUCCGUGUGCCAGGCCUUCAGAGCCUAAGUACUCCAGGCUUACAGUCACUUCCUUCACUGAGCAUGGAAACUGUUAAUAUUUUAGGCCUAACCAACACAAAUAUUACCCCACAAGUACAUCCACCUGGCCUUGCUCUAAAUGCUGUUGGACUGCAGGUUUUGACUGCAAACCCUUCCUCACAAAGUAAUCCCACCCCCCAGGCACAUAUUCCAGGCCUCCAGAUCUUGAACAUAGCUUUGCCUACUUUAAUUCCCUCAGUUAACCAAGUCACCGUUGACACACAGGGAGCUCCAGAAACACCAGCCCCCCACAACAGAGCAAGGGAACCAUCUGUCAAGCAGACUUCUGGAGCCAGUGCAAAUCAGGACAGUCGGACUGAAUCUCCUCAGGGGUCACAACAAGUUCAGCAGGAAUCUACAAAGAAAGUUCUAGAUCCACCUGCCCCUGUAGAAGACCAUGCAAGUCUUGAUGGCCCAAGUAAAAUGGACACAGGGAAGGCUGCAUCAGUAAAUCAUCUGAAGCCCAAGCAGGAACUUACUUCUAUGCAGGAUAAGCCAGUGUCCCCAUCACAGCCUUUGCCGAAGACACAGCCUGAAGCUUUCACAGAGUACUCAGGCCAGAGGACUCUUUCUCCAAUCAGACAGGUGCCCCGACCCAGAGCACUGUCUCGAAGGCAGGCCACUAUACAUUUCAGUGAUGUGAGCAGUGAUGAUGACGAGGACAGACUUGUGAUAGCAACCUAGAGUGUGUGUGUGUGUGUGUGUGUGUGUGUGUGUGUGUGUGUGUGUGUGUGUGUGUGUUGGGGUAGGGUUUUAUAUAUAUAUAUAUAUAUAUAUAUAUAUAUAUAUAUAUAUAUAUAUAUAUAUAUAUAAAACACUUAAAGGUUUCUUUGAGAAUCCUUCUUUCCUUAAAGCACAUUUUUCUGACAUAAACUCAUGACUAAUCUUUGUGCAAUCAUGAACUUUUGACCAAUAAUUGUUUUGUGUCAGCUCCAGCCAUUUUUGUACAUGUUGUAUAGACAGUUGUGCCUUUUAGGAGUUUUAUGUUUAGAAACUGUACAGACUGUUGAAUAUAUAUAUAUAUAUAUAAUCUAUAUUAUAUGUGUGUAUAUGAAAACCAGGUAGUUAUUUGUGUUCAGUAAAAAACGGUCAAAUCAAAUGAUUAAAUUAUAUGUUGCACUGUUAAAAUAUAAAUUUUAUGGCUGUGGGGCAGAAUUUCUGUGUAUAAAUUAGUAUGUAAACUUCAUAUUUAUUGUAUUCAUAUUAGUCUUUGAAAUGGGUCUUCUGUCCUUGUGUAAGAGUAAAUUUACACUUCAGACAGAUUCUCUGUGUUAUGAAAUGUUUCAGUAAAAUGUUUACUGACUUUA